Messenger RNA from Kogia breviceps (pygmy sperm whale), 1286 nucleotides. RefSeq names its product CD1d molecule (gene CD1D). Gene Ontology annotation, cellular component: external side of plasma membrane. The record is from RefSeq and is a predicted model, not a curated record. Gene Ontology annotation, molecular function: endogenous lipid antigen binding; lipopeptide binding; exogenous lipid antigen binding. Gene Ontology annotation, biological process: immune response; positive regulation of T cell mediated cytotoxicity; antigen processing and presentation, exogenous lipid antigen via MHC class Ib. Lineage: Eukaryota; Metazoa; Chordata; Mammalia; Artiodactyla; Physeteridae.
AUGAGUGGAACAGGGGCGCCCGGGUGGAGGGCUGCUAGAGGGAGCCGGGCUGGGAAAGCGGCCGACGCUCGCUGCGGGAGGGUGGAGACAGACGCACAUCGGAAAGUCGGGAGCUUGAUCCACCCACCCGAGAACCUGAUGCUCCCCGCCCCUUGCCCCUCGGCCCCGGGAGAGGGAGCUUGGCUCAGAGCUAGUAGACAUCACCCCUCCUUACCAAGCCCAUCUGUUUGUUUGUUUAUUUUUUUCUUCCUUCUCCUCCCUUCUUUGCUCUGCCUCCCGCUCCCUCGGCCCCUCCGACCUGCCUUCUCUCCAGCCCCGCAAAGGCAUUUCCCCCUCCUCUGCCUUCAGAUCUCGUCCUUCGCCAACAGCAGCUGGACGCGUACGGACGGCCUGGCGUGGCUGGGCGACCUGCAGGCCUACACUUGGCGCAAUGACUCGGACACCAUCUGCUUCCUGAAGCCCUGGUCCCAGGGCACAUUCAGCGACCAGCAGUGGAAGCAGCUGCAACAGACAUUUCAGGUUUAUCGCAGAAGCUUCACCAGGGACAUACGGGAAUUCGUCAAAAUGCUGCACGUCGACUAUCCCUUUGAGAUCCAGGUGUCUGCUGGAUGUGAGGUGCUCCCGGGGAACACCUCAGAAAGCUUCAUCCGUGCAGCAUUUCAAGGAAGAGAUGUCCUGAGUUUCCAGGGAACGUCUUGGGUGUCAGCUCCAGAUGCCCCACCUUGGGGCCAGAUGGCCUGCAGGGUGCUCAACGAGGACCAAGGGACCAGGGAAACAGUGCAGUGGCUCUUCCACGACAUCUGCCCCCGACUUGUCAGAGGCAUCCUGGAGACAGGGAAGUCUGAGCUGGAGAAGCAAGUGAAGCCUGAGGCCUGGCUGUCCAGUGGGCCCAGUCCUGGGCCUGGCCGUCUGCUGCUGGUGUGCCACGUCUCAGGAUUCUACCCGAAACCCGUGUGGGUGAUGUGGAUGAGGGGCGAGCAGGAGAAGCCUGGCACUCGGCAAGGUGAUGUUGUGCCCAAUGCUGACGGGACUUGGUAUCUCCGAGUAACCCUGGAUGUGACGGCUGGGGAGGCAGCUGGCCUCAGUUGCCGAGUGAAGCACAGCAGUCUAGGAGACCAGGACAUCAUCCUCUACUGGGACCAGAGCCACGCCUCUGUGGGCUUGAUUGCCAUGGCCAUACUGCUGUCCCUCCUUCUGAUUGGUGGAGGCUUCGCGUUCUGGUUUAAGAAGCGCUGCCUCUAUCAAGACAUCCUGUGACUGUCCUCACCACACCUGUCUGUCUGGAC